Molecule: messenger RNA, 2779 nt
Organism: Stomoxys calcitrans (stable fly)
Lineage: Eukaryota; Metazoa; Arthropoda; Insecta; Diptera; Muscidae
Product: ionotropic receptor 25a
Exons: 8
Coding region: 145-2595 (816 amino acids)
Biological process (GO): monoatomic ion transport; modulation of chemical synaptic transmission; synaptic transmission, glutamatergic
Cellular component (GO): plasma membrane; postsynaptic membrane
Molecular function (GO): glutamate-gated receptor activity; transmitter-gated monoatomic ion channel activity involved in regulation of postsynaptic membrane potential
Source: RefSeq, a predicted model, not a curated record
AUUAAUGAGCUUGAUAACUAUGUGGCAUCCAAGGCAGUUGAUAUUGUUCAAACUUAUCUGGAGAAAAAUUCAAAUUAUGGAUUAACAUUGCGAAUUGACAAAGUCGAAGCAAAUAAAACAGAUGCGAAGGGCCUGCUGGAAUCAAUGUGUGCAAAAUAUGGCGAUAGUAUUGAAAAGAAUCAACUACCACAUGUGAUAUUUGAUUCGACAAAGUUUGGUUUGGCAUCGGAUACGGUCAAAUCCUUUGCCAUUGCGCUGGGAUUACCCACUGUAAGUGCAUCAUGUGGUCAUGAUGGUGAUCUCAGACAAUGGUCCAAUAUGGAUGAGGAUAAACAGAAUUAUUUGCUACAAGUUAUGCCACCUAUCGAUAUUAUCCCCGAAGUUAUCCGCAGUAUUGUGCAAAAAUUGCAUGUCACCAAUGUCGCUAUAUUGUACGAUGAAACCUUUGUAAUGGAUCACAAAUAUAAAUCGCUAUUGCGAAACAUGCAGACUAAACAUGUGAUCACAUCUGUCGCUAAGGACGAUAGUAAACGAAAAAAACAAAUUGAACGCUUGCGAAAAUUGAAUAUAACUAAUUUCUUUAUUUUGGGCAAUUUGUCAACGAUAAAUCUUAUAUUGGAAACAGUGAAGCCAACCUUUUUUGAACGUACAUUUGCUUGGUAUGCCAUAACGCAAAACGAAGGCGAAAUUACUACAAAGCGAGCCAAUGUGUCCUUACUCUUUUUGAAACCCGUGGUUUAUUCACAGAAUCGAGAACGUUUGAUACAACUUAGAACUAUUUACAACUUAAACGAAGAACCGCAAAUUAUGUCUGCCUUUUACUUUGAUUUAGCAUUAAGGACCUUUCUGGCCGUCAAUGAACUGCUGCAAUCAGGUACUUGGCCCAUUGACAUGGAAUAUUUGCAUUGUGACGACUUUCAAGGAGGAAAUACACCAAAAAGAAAUAUUAAUCUGAAACAGGCAUUCAUGCAAAUUAACGAACCAACCUCGUACAGUGAUUUCGAGUUGGCCAAACAGCCGGAAAGCCCCUUUAAUGGAUACAGCUAUGCAAGGUUUGCAAUGGAAAUAAAUGUCGUACAGUUUAUUGAUGAGAAUUCACCGAAUCGUAAAUCAAUUGGUAUUUGGAAUGCUGGUUUAGAUUCACCAUUUGUGGUUGAAGAUGAGGAAAACAUAAAAUCUAUAGCCGCACCAAUUGUCUAUCGCGUUUCCACUGUUGUGCAAGCUCCAUUCAUAAUGAGAGAUGAUACUGCUCCAAAGGGCUUCAAAGGCUUUUGCAUUGAUUUGAUGGAUGAAAUCGCGCAUAUUGCCAAUUUCGCCUACACAAUAGAAGAGGUGGGUGAUGGUAAAUUUGGACAUAUGAAUGAGAAGGGAGAAUGGAAUGGCAUUGUGAAGGAACUAUUGGAGAAUAAGACAGACAUUGGGCUGGCGUCAUUUACUGUCAGGGCAGAACGAGAAAAUGUUAUUGACUUUACGGUGCCCUAUUACGAUUUGGUGGGUAUAGGUAUUAUGAUGCAGAAACCUAAAAUUCCCAGCACAUUGUUCAAGUUUCUGACAGUGCUAGAGCCGAAUGUAUGGCUGUGUAUAUUAGGUGCCUAUUUCUUCACCAGCUUCCUGAUGUAUAUUCUUGAUCGUUGGAGUCCCUAUAGUUAUCAGAAUAAUAUAGACAAAUAUAAAGAUGAUGAGGUAAAGCGAGUGUUUAACCUGAAAGAAUGUCUUUGGUUUUGUAUCACCUCCUUGACUCCUCAAGGUGGGGGUGAGGCCCCCACAAAUCUAUCAGGGCGUUUAGUGGCUGCAACUUGGUGGUUGUUUGGUUUUAUUAUAAUCGCUUCGUACACAGCCAAUUUGGCUGCCUUUCUGACCGUUUCGCGUUUGAGCACGCCCAUUGAGUCCUUAGAUGAUUUGGCAAAACAAUACAAAAUAUCAUAUGCCCCUGUCCACGAUUCUUCGGAAAUGAUCUACUUCGAGCGCAUGGCUAAUAUAGAGCACAUGUUUUAUGAGAUUUGGAAAAACCUCUCUUUAAACACAUCCUUGACGCUCCGGCAAAAAUCUAAGUUUGCUGUAUGGGAAUACCCAGUCAGUGUCAAAUAUACUAGAAUAUGGCAGGCCAUGCAGGACGCAAAAUUACCAAACACCCUAGACGAGGCAGUGGCACGUGUUCGAAAUUCAACCCCCGGUAACGAAUUUGCUUUCCUAGGAGAUUCCACAGAUAUUCGUUAUCUUGUAUUGACCAGUUGCGAUCUUGAAAUGAUCGGAGAAGAGUUCUCGAGAAAACCUUAUGGCAUUGCGAUUCAGCAGGGCUCUCAUCUAAAGGAGAUUCUAAAUGAUGCUAUUUUGAAACUGCUAAACAAGCAACGAUUGGAGCAGCUUAAGAUAAAAUGGUGGCUGAAAAACGAAGAUGAAAUCAAAUGCAGAAAGUCAAAGGAUCAAACGGAUGGCAUUACUAUUGAAAACAUUGGCGGUGUUUUUAUAAUAAUUGUUGUUGGUAUAGGAGUAUCGUUCAUCAUCCUGGUCUUUGAGUACUGGUGGUUUAAAAUUCGCAAAAGUCCCCGCGUUAUCACUGUGACCGAAUCCGCACUAUCGACCGAUGUGAAGUAAGCCGAAGGAAUCCAUUUAGGCUGAGAAACCAGAAAAUAAAUUAAGCUUUAAAAACUUUUUUCUUACAACUUGUUGUUUAUAUUUUUAUUUUAGCACAAUGCAAAUUGUUUUCUCCUACUUCUAAACCUGCACCAAAUCAAAAAGCACAACAAUUUCUGAUUGAAAUAAAUUUGCUGUGAAUAAA